Ostrinia nubilalis (European corn borer) is the source of this 714-nucleotide messenger RNA. RefSeq lists its product as uncharacterized. The coding region runs from base 1 to 714 and encodes 237 amino acids. The record is from RefSeq and is a predicted model, not a curated record. The transcript has a single exon. NCBI's taxonomy places the organism in Eukaryota, Metazoa, Arthropoda, Insecta, Lepidoptera, Crambidae.
AUGCAAAAGAAAUUAUGUUUCGCGCUGUCAUUGACUGUGCUUUGUUACUGGACCGAGGCAUCGCCCGCCAAGCUGGGCACGUUGGAAUUCGACAAACUGGACACUGAUCUUGACAACCUGAAGUACGAGGUAGAAGAAGAGGACCUUGAUGACUUCUCCAAGCUCCUUGAUGAAGAGGAUCAAACGAAAAGUGAAAACGAUAAAGCGAAAGAGAAAGUGAAAACAUCGGCGUUCAAAAAAAAGAACACAACAAACAAGGGAUCGAAGACCAAAUACGAUCUUGAAGAUUUGAAGAAGUUCUUCAAGACUCUCGGUGUUAAAGACCAAGGCAAAUAUUAUGAUGAUAAUUUGUACGCUGCUAUCAAAGCUUUAGUUGGUGAAGCGGUUGGCGUCAAAGGGACUGAAGAUAGAAAGUACAAGAAGGGCACAAAAACUAGAGGAUUUCAUAGAGUCCAGCACAAAGAUGAGUACAAGAAAGAUAAGGAGUUCUAUGAAGAUGAUGAAACCACUGGGGAAAUUAACAAAGUCGGUGGAAAGGCUCUAGGUUACGAAGUUGGUGGUGGGAUUGGGUUUAAUAAGGGGCAUUACAACCAUAAACGUCUUAAAGGAGUUUACGGGAAAGAAGGUUUUCUUGACAAAGGUUACCUAGAUAAGAAUUAUAAUAAAUUCUCUGAUGAUCAAGGCUUCGAGGGAACUUAUAGUAAUGACAGUUAA